UUCAAACUAGUGUGCAGUCCCCGCCAGGACGCAAGGGACUACAACGGACAACGGGGACAAGCGCAAUGAUUUCAUACGAUGGUCGUCCAAUAGCAAAGGAUCAGUGCUUCUACUGCUUCAAGACUCAAUUCGAUGGGCUAUUUGUCUCUCCGCUAUCGCAUAGGGCCUUUUGUUCUACGCAUUUGCCACUGCACCAGCAAUUGAACGGAAACGAUGUUGAUUACGUCUAUUUGAAGACGACUUUGAAGCCACAGGACGAACCACCGUCCAAGAUAAUGAAGCUUGAGAUCAAGCAGCAGGCAGAGUCCGAGCUGGUGGACCUUCAUAAGGAGCUCUACCACGAUGGACAGGUUGUUGAGCCUACUCCGAGGGACUUGGCUGUGAUAGAAGAGAUUGUCAACUCGAACUCCGAGUCCAAGAAGCAGGAGUUGAAGUCAUGGACGCAAGAGUACUCGGCAUGUAAGCAUACACAGGACUUUCAACAGUCACCAAUUGAUGAUGUUCAGUUGCAGAAAUGCCACGAGUGUGAUUUAGACCAAAACCUUUGGAUAUGUUUGACCUGUGGCCAACUGGGAUGCGGUCGUGCACAGUUUGGUGGUAUUCCAGGCAAUACGCAUGCACUGAAGCACUACGAGACCACUGGACAUCCAAUUGCUGUUAAGUUGGGAUCGUUGAGUAAAGAUGUUGCUGAUAUUUACUGCUACGCAUGUCAGGAUGAAGUUGUUUUCCCUCAAUUGCCACAGUUGCUACAAACAUUUGGCAUAGAUCUCAAUACUUUCAAUAAGACUGAGAAGAGUUUGGUGGAGUUGCAAAUUGAACAAAACUUGAAAUGGGAAUUCAACAUGGUGAAUGACGAUGGCGAGGAGUUACCACCGGUUUUUGGUUCAGGGUUAACAGGGUUGAAGAACUUGGGGAAUUCUUGUUAUGUAUCAAGUGUUGUACAAUCGCUAUUCUCUCUUCCAGAGUACCAGGAACUUUCAAAGAUUCCUUGGGAGUCACUCAAUGAACAAGAUGGAUUGAAACUCCAGCUUGUUAAAAUAGCCAAGGGACUAACCUCUGGUGAAUUUUCCAAGCCAAAUCAGGAAGGGUUUCAAGCUGGAGUCUCAAUUGCACCUUUUAAGAGCAUAAUUGGGGCUAAUCACGAGGAAUUUAGCUCUAUGAGACAACAAGAUGCCUUUGAGUUUUGGAACUAUCUUUUGGACAAGAUCGAUACAGGCAUAGAUGCCCACUUGAACGACAUCUUCAGAUUUGUCACCGUUGAGAAGUUCAAAAUUGAGGAUUCCAACAAAGUUCUUCUGAAGAAACAGGUCACAGAGAACCUCACGUUACCUGUGAACGUUGAAGUUGACUAUAUAGAUGAGAAUGGUGUAAAGCACUACAAACGCGAGGAUUUUAUCGAUUCGUUGAUCCAAUACUUGUCACCAGAGGAAGUUGAUUGGAAGAGUGGUAAAGCGGUGAAGACCACAUUCAUCAAAUCAUUCCCGAAAUAUCUCGUUACUGCCAUCCAAAGAAUCCAACUAGAGAACUGGACCCCAAUUAAAACCGAUGUUCCACUUUCACUUCCAGAGAGCUUUGACAUUUCCGAUUUCCAAGCACCUGACUUAUUGGAUGAUGAUGAAGUUGAAGCUGAAGACGAGGGUGAAGAGUUUGAGCCUGAUCAAGAAGCUCUUAACCAGUUGCUGCAGAUGGGAUUCCCAGAGAAUCGGUGUAAAAAGGCACUGUACAACACAGGUAACAACUCCGCAGAAGUUGCGAUGAACUGGCUCUUUGAACAUAUGGAUGAUCCUACAAUAGAUUCACCAUUGGUUGUGAAAAAAGGAACCGACGACAGCAUUGAUGAAGCAAAGAUCCAAUCUUUAAUGGACAUGGGCUUUUCCAACAAGCUGAGCACCAAAGCUCUCAUUUUGAAUAACGAGGACACAAACCAGGCCGUUGAAUGGUUAUUCAGUAACCCAGAUGAUGACGGCGUGCUGCCACCAAAGAAGAAGACUACAGCUGAUACUGUGGAUGUGUUGAUGAACCAGCAUACUUCUUCGGAGUACACCUUGAAAGCGGUCAUUUGCCACAAGGGCACACAGGUGACCACAGGCCAUUACGUGGCCUUCAUCAGACAAGGCGAUCGGUGGAUUCUAUUCAACGACGAGAAGGUUGUUGAUGUCACUGGCGAUGAAAAGAGUUGGCAAGAGGUUGAGAAGAACGGUUAUGUGUACAUAUGGGAGAGGAUAUGAGCGUAGGUGCGCUAAUUCAACCACGCGUGUAAAGUUGUUCCAAGCGCAAUAUUUAUGCCGGUUUUAACCGCGUUCACGGAUAAGCAACACACAUACAAAGCGGCAAAGAACAAAACAUCAAACACUCGGAAAAACUAUGUAAUCUUGCAUGUUUUUUUGUCUUUUC
Molecule: messenger RNA, 2394 nt
Organism: Williopsis jadinii
Lineage: Eukaryota; Fungi; Ascomycota; Saccharomycetes; Phaffomycetales; Wickerhamomycetaceae
Gene: UBP14
Product: ubiquitin-specific protease UBP14
Exons: 1
Coding region: 66-2228 (720 amino acids)
Biological process (GO): protein deubiquitination
Cellular component (GO): nucleus; cytosol
Molecular function (GO): protein binding; cysteine-type endopeptidase activity; zinc ion binding
Source: RefSeq, a predicted model, not a curated record